Messenger RNA from Triticum turgidum subsp. durum (durum wheat), 1191 nucleotides. The record is from the annotation of a GenBank genome assembly. Lineage: Eukaryota; Viridiplantae; Streptophyta; Magnoliopsida; Poales; Poaceae.
AUGUCAUCAAGCUCGGCGAGGGAUGGCGCGGGCGGGAGCUCGCGGAACUACCGCAGCGGCUUCGCCAGGAACCUCGCGAGGCUCCCGUCCAGCAUCGUGGAAGGGCUGUCGAGGUCGAUAGCCCGCCGGGCUCCGAGGAGCCGCCCGCAGGGCAUCCAGGUCCCCCAGCACCACCAGCCGCCGCCGCAGUGGCCUCCUCUUCCAGCUGCUCCUCCUACUCCUCCGCCCUUCGUGCCGGAGGAGCUGUUCUUCUUCAGCGCGUUUGAGCAGCAGUACGGCGGCCACCACCCGUUCUUCUACGGGUGCCGGCUCAGCGAGGUCCUGGCGAUCGCCCGGCGAGAGGGCAAGCACGUGUUCGUGUACCUCCACGACCCGGCCCACCCGUACACGGAGCCCUUCUGCCGGGGCACGCUCUGCUCGGACGUGGUGGUGGAGUUCCUCGACGCCAACUUCGUGUCCUGGGGCGCGGUCACCGGCAGAGGGGAAGGGUCGGGCAUGGCCGCGUCGCUGCAGCCCGGCAGCUUCCCGUUCUGCGCCGUCGUCGCCCCGGUCUCCAGCGAAAGCAUCACAGUCCUACAACGGGUAGAAGGGCCGGUCACGCCGUCGGAGCUCGUGGAGAUGUUGCAGAGAACCAUCGACGAGCAACGCGUUGCUUUUCGAGCCUCGAUGGCUGAUGACCAUGCUGCGGCAUUCAGAGCCUCUAGGGCUGAGGAGGAAGAGAGGAGGAGAUCGGCUCUACGGCUGCGACAAGAGCAGGACGCUGCUUACCUCGAGUCACUUCGGAAGGAUCAGGAAAAAGAAAGAUCCAAAAAGACUCUUCAGGAGGGAACCGCAAGGCCAAAGCCAAAGCCAAGCACGAAAUAUCCUGGCCAGGCAGGUAGAGAAACUAGCAGGACAACCCAGAUCAGAACACCUGCGCAUAAGGAAACUGCACCUUCACACAGAACGGAAGCAAACACCAAGGUAAUGAUAAGAUUUCCCAACGGCGAGAGAAGGCAGCAGAGCUUCGGUCACACGGACACGGUAAGGGAAAUCUACAAAUAUGUUAAUUCCUUGGGCAUACCUGGCAUAGGAAAGUAUCAACUUGUAAGGAGCUACCCAAGGAAAACCUACGGGCAUCAGCAGCUGGAGAUGAAUCUUGGAGAUGCAGGUUUCCGUCCGAGUGUGACACUAUACAUUGAGCAACUUUAG